Messenger RNA from Pseudogymnoascus destructans, 836 nucleotides. RefSeq lists its product as uncharacterized. NCBI's taxonomy places the organism in Eukaryota, Fungi, Ascomycota, Leotiomycetes, Thelebolales, Thelebolaceae. Bases 229 to 570 code for a protein of 113 amino acids. The record is from RefSeq and is a predicted model, not a curated record. The transcript is spliced from 4 exons.
AAACAGAUAGAUUGAAUAUCUAUUCACACAUCCUCACCAACAUGACACGAAAUACCCAGACCACACCAUACCAACAGCUCCGCCUCCGUAUUCUCGCCUACACCUGUAUUCUCGCCUACACCUCCCUUCAUCAGUCAUUAGUGUAGGUCGUGCGUGUGGUGACCCCCACGCCCAAGUACCACCAAUUCAUUAACACGAUACCCGCGCGAUCAAAGCUUUACGAGAACGAUGGCGUCCCGCGCAUUCACACCCGCUGCGCUCCGCCGCGUCGCGACAACAGCUGCACCGAGGUGCGCCCGCGCGUUUCAGACGACGGCGAGGAGGGCGGAGGAGGGGAGAUCGUUGCCUGUUAGGAAGCCUGUUGGUGCUUUUCGUGGGGGGUUAUUCGGAUUCUUCCUCGGUAGCUCCUUGACGGGCGCGGGGGUGUAUUAUUACGUCCUUGAGGAGUAUCGGGUUGCGAAUGAGCUGUUGACGGAGGAUAUAUACUCCCUACAAGCCGCGGUGCAGCGCGUGCACGCCUACGUCGAGACGUUGGAGGAGAAGCUGGAUAAUACUGAGAGGAGGAAGUAAACCAGUGGACAGUGUAUAUGGCGGAGAUACAUGUCAUGGAGAGGUCUGGCUGGGCUGGACUGGAUUGGGAUGGGAAAGGUGGUGAUGGGGGGAGGGAAAUAGCGAAUGUUUUCAGCGGCUUGAUGGGACUGUAGCGAAAUGGGGAUUUGAGCGUGAGAUUGUAUAUGAUCUCUAUGGAUACCUUGACGUGUAUAUUCUACGUUGCCUUGCUGUGAUAUGUUAUGCUAUAUCCCAAUAAUUUCCCCUACUAUAUAACUUUUACCCAC